This is a messenger RNA of Ananas comosus (pineapple), 1691 nucleotides long. Its product is annotated as ribosomal protein L11 methyltransferase-like. Lineage: Eukaryota; Viridiplantae; Streptophyta; Magnoliopsida; Poales; Bromeliaceae. Gene Ontology annotation, biological process: peptidyl-lysine trimethylation. The coding region runs from base 112 to 1272 and encodes 386 amino acids. The record is from RefSeq and is a predicted model, not a curated record. Gene Ontology annotation, molecular function: protein-lysine N-methyltransferase activity. The transcript has 7 exons. Gene Ontology annotation, cellular component: mitochondrion.
UACACUAAACUUUGGAGUGUAACUGUAGCAUUUGCUCAGACCAAGAAUGGCAGCAGGCACCGAGGCCAAUCAGCUCUGAUCCCCCGUCCCCGCCUGCAGUCUGCCGUCCAAAUGCUGGGCCGCCUCCAUCUCCGCCUCCGACCCCUCGGCCGCCUCUCCUCCCUCCAACCCCCCUUCCCUCCUCCGCUGCUCCUCCCCACCACCGCCGCCGCCGCCCACACCACUCCCACAUCCCCUGCAAACCGCCCCACUCUUUCACCAGCUUAUAAACAACCAUCUCCGACUACCCUUCUCCUCCUCCACCAGUCCAAGAAUCGAAGAGCAGGAAAAGGAGGAGAAGGAAGCUUCUGCACAAAUCGAGCUGCUGUGGACGCCGCGGCGGACGUCUCCGCUCCCUUCUACUCCGCCCACAUUCGUUGCCGCAAACGAGAUGCCGAGGCUCUAUCAGAAGCUCUUAUGUGCUUUGGUGCAAAUUGUAUUAGCAUGGAUGAAUUAAGUGAUCAUGGAGAUCAUGAUGAAAUCUGCCUAACUUCAAUUUUUCCGGAUGGACAAGAUGUGAGCGCAUGUAUCUCGAAUGCUGCAAGUUCCGUUGGUUUGGAUUAUGUACCGAAUUAUGAAGUCUCAAUGGGUAAGCAGUGUGAUUGGGUGACAAAUGCACAGGAAUCUUUUCAUCCAAUUGAGGUUAUCAAUGGUCUCUGGAUUGUCCCCAAGUGGAGGGAUCCCCCUGACCCACAGGCAACAAAUAUUCUUCUGAAUCCAGGGUUGGCUUUUGGGACUGGGGAGCAUCCUACUACCAAGUUGUGUUUGUUGCUGCUACAUGAAGCCAUAAAAGGUGGAGAGCACUUUUUUGACUAUGGUACAGGCUCCGGAGUAUUAGGAAUUGCAGCACUGAAGAUGGGGGCUGCAAUGUCUGCAGGGAUAGAUAUAGAGCCCCAGGCUGUGACUUCUGCACGAGAAAAUAUUUCCCUAAAUGGAAUUGAAUCUAGCAAAAUGUCAGUUUACUUGGUUCCGAGCAAAGUCAACUCACCAAAUAUUGAUUCUGCAAAGGGGAAAUUCGACAUUGUCAUAGCCAAUAUACUUAUGAAUCCUCUAAUGGAACUGGCUGAAGAUAUUGUUUCUUAUGGAAAGCCAGAAGCCGUUGUUGGUGUCUCGGGAAUUUUGUGUGAGCAGGUUCUGCAGAUUAAAGAAGUUUACUCACAGUACUUGGAUAAUAUAUGGGUCUCCGAAAUGGAAGGUUGGGCAUGUCUCCGUGGGACGAAAAAGAGAAUCUGACACCGUGUUUGUUCAAAGCAGAUUCACCUCACAAUCAUAAUUACAGCCGAAUUGAAGAAUUCAAUCUAACCUUCUCGCAGAACUUGGUUCUGUUUUUGUUGUAUUAUGAUUCUAGUGUCGACUAGUAGUAUCUGUACAGAGGUGUAGCUGCAAUAACUAAUUUUGUUUCAAAAUGAGGACAAUUAGAUUCUAAAUGCAUUCUGUUAAGGGUUCAGUACAGUUUCACUUAGAAUCCCCAAAAUUUUACGGAAAGAGAAAAGAGCGAGAAAAACCAUACCUGCGGGGCUGGUUUACUUUUUAGAUUUCAAACGUGAAAUCUAAUUGACAUCAGCUUUGAAAAUCUGAACCAUUCACUAGCAACAAUGUAUCAUUUGUGUUUUUGCAAGUAAUAACCUAUUGUGGUGUUUCUUAUGACUUCA